UACGUGUCACGUCACCCGGAAGCAGGAAGUGUUUAGGAGCUUGUUGUGAGUUGUCGUGGAGGCUUUGCUUCUGCUGUUGGUCUCGUCUUCCUGUUGGCCCAAAUGGCGAGCUUCGUGGGUCCGGGUCGGACCGGUCCGGGACUCCGGUGCUGGGCUCUGGUCCUGCUGAUGCUGGCGGAAGCGAACUGGCCGGUGGCGGCCGUGUCGGAACCGGGAAAGUGGGACCUGGACAUCAAUAGCGAUCUCCUGAAGAAGCAGAGUUACUUCUUCUACACUAAAACUCUGUUCAAUAACAGCAUGAUCAGUCUCAAAUUUAAGUCACAUAAUUGCAAUAACUCGUCUCAGCCGAGCCUGGACAUUUCCUGGUAUCUGAGGAGCUCGCGCUGCUACGACGAAGUCUUCAACCUGAACGUAAAGGGGGAUGAAAGCUAUUUCACGUCGCUCAGCGUCGAGAGAGAAGGAGGAACUGGGUUCUAUUCUUCACACAAGUAUGAUACAAUCCACUGUGAGCCUAAUAAACUCAAGACUCAGUUGAACCUGAAUGACUUUGAGCCAAUAAAUCAGCUGAAACCACUGCAGAAGGCACAGCCAAGCACAGAAAACACUUCAGGGAAACGAAAGAGAGAGGCUCCAAAGCCAAAGUCAGUGAAGACGAACGAAACCGACAAAGAUCAAAAACAGGUUGGGAAUCCUGGUUUCGAUGCGGUGGCUCGGAGCUGGGAUGACGGACCCUACAUGUUCAUCCUCAAAAUCGAAGACAAGAACCAGCCGCCUGAUCCCAACAAUCAAUGGAAUCUAAAGCUCCAGAUCAGUAUGAAGGGUCCCCAUGGCUUUAUAUCAGCGUCUGAAUGGCCUCUGAUGAUGUUCUACAUGGUGAUGUGCAUUGUGUACGUGCUGCUCGCCAUGCUGUGGUUGGUUCUGUCCGCGUGUUACUGGAGGGACCUGCUCCGGAUCCAGUUCUGGAUCGGAGGCGUCAUUUUCCUGGGCAUGUUGGAGAAAGCUGUUUACUAUGCAGAGUUCCAGAGCCUCAGAGAUGAAGGCGUGUCAGUCACCGGGGCGGUGGUGUUUGCUGAGGUGCUCUCUGCAGUGAAGAGGACUCUGGCCAGAGUGCUGGUGAUCAUCGCCAGUCUGGGAUACGGCAUCGUCAAGCCGAGACUCGGCGCUCUGCUGCACAGAGUCGUUGGCGUUGGUCUGCUCUACCUGAUCUUCUCCAUCAUCGAGGGAAUCUUAAGAGUCAACGCUGAUCGAGGGGACAACACCAGCAGUAGAUUUUUGUGCGACAUAGUGCUGGCCUUCACUGAUUCCUGUGUUGUCUGGUGGAUCUUUGUGAGCCUGGCUCAGACGAUGAAGCUGCUGCGCCUCAGGAGGAAUUUGGUGAAGCUCUCGCUCUACAGACACUUCACCAACACGCUCAUCUUUGCUGUUAUAGCAUCGGUCAUCUUCAUCAUCUGGACCACGAGGACCUUCAGGAUGUCCAAAUGUCAGUCUGACUGGAGGGAGCUGUGGAUAGAUGACGCUUUCUGGCGUUUCUUGUUCUCCAUCAUCCUAUUGGUCAUUAUGUUUCUAUGGCGACCGUCGGCCAAUAACCAGAGGUACGCCUUCAGUCCUCUGGUGGAUGAAGAGAGCGAUGAAGAGGAGAAGGAGCCCAUGAUGAACGACGCUUUUGAAGGGGUGAAGAUGAGGGGCAUGAAGAAUGAGGCCAACGGCUCGACCAAAGCCAACAAAGUGGAUGAGGACCUGAAGUGGGUUGAGGAGAACAUCCCAUCAUCUAUGGCAGAUGUCGCCCUGCCGCCCCUGCUGGACUCUGACGAGGAAACGAUGACGACGAAGUUUGAGAUGUCCAAGAUGGAGUGAAGCACAAAAGAGGAGUUUUUUUUAAAAAAACCAAGAGACUAUGGCAUCACCGAGAGGUACGCCCACGUGACGAGGAGGAGGGAGAGAUGAAGCGAUGGAUGAAGGAGGGAACCGAUGGGAGCGAGCUCACUGUCGCCGUGUGAUUUCAUCCCUGAACUUAUGAGCUUUGUAAGCCUUGACCAGUACAUACGCUGGGAGCAGAGUCGAGCGGCAGCGACGCUCAGAUCCUUUUAUUUGGUUCUUUUUAUUUCCUGUUUGUACUUAAACGCCUCUCUCUGUAUACUCUGCACACACAAACAGUAUAUUUUGACAGAUUUAACGUUAAAUGUUUUGUGCUUGUUGGAUUUUUCACGUUUACACGCGCAGGUUUUCUAUCUCGUCACUCUGCGUUGUCACUGCAGUGGGUUUUGGGGGCUUUUUUGGUUUGUUUGUUUUUUUAAGAUGAAUGAAAAAUUUGUGUUUUGAUUUCUUCAACCUGCAGAGACUUAAAUUGUGAAUCAUAAAAGUAAAAUGUGAGUAAACAUUGAGUAUUUCUGAUGAG
Oreochromis niloticus (Nile tilapia) is the source of this 2395-nucleotide messenger RNA. RefSeq names its product Transmembrane protein 87A-like (gene tmem87a). The transcript is spliced from 21 exons. The record is from RefSeq and is a predicted model, not a curated record. Gene Ontology annotation, biological process: retrograde transport, endosome to Golgi. Gene Ontology annotation, cellular component: membrane; Golgi apparatus. The coding region runs from base 103 to 1854 and encodes 583 amino acids. Lineage: Eukaryota; Metazoa; Chordata; Actinopteri; Cichliformes; Cichlidae.